This is a messenger RNA of Phycodurus eques (leafy seadragon), 2211 nucleotides long. RefSeq names its product NADH dehydrogenase [ubiquinone] flavoprotein 1, mitochondrial-like. Gene Ontology annotation, molecular function: 4 iron, 4 sulfur cluster binding; FMN binding; NADH dehydrogenase (ubiquinone) activity. Lineage: Eukaryota; Metazoa; Chordata; Actinopteri; Syngnathiformes; Syngnathidae. Gene Ontology annotation, biological process: mitochondrial electron transport, NADH to ubiquinone. The record is from RefSeq and is a predicted model, not a curated record.
AUGAGAGAGUAUGAUGACUUUACUGUCCCAAAUGCCAAACAAAUAAUAAAGCAGAAAGCUUUACGCCUUCAGGAUGUUGAACUUCUGGACCGCUUUGAGGCGUCAAACCAAACCGAGUUGAAGACCACGUUCGGUCCUCUGAGCGACAAAGAUCGAAUCUUCACUAACUUAUACGGCCGACACGACUGGAGGCUGAAAGGGGCUCUGAGGCGAGGGAACUGGUACAAGACCAAGGAGAUCCUCCUCAAGGGACACGACUGGCUCAUCAAUGAGGUCAAGACGUCCGGCCUGAGGGGCCGAGGAGGGGCUGGCUUCCCCAGCGGCAUGAAGUGGAGCUUCAUGAACAAACCUGGUGAUGGCAGGCCAAAGUACUCGGUGGUGAAUGCAGACGAGGGCGAGCCGGGUACGUGUAAAGACCGCGAGAUCUUGCGUCACGACCCGCACAAGUUGCUGGAGGGCUGUCUGCUGGGCGGGAGAGCCAUGGGCGCCCGUGCCGCGUACAUCUACAUCAGAGGGGAGUUCUCCAACGAGUCCUCCAAUGUGCAGGUGGCCAUCAACGAGGCCUACAAAGCGGGGCUGAUCGGAAAGGACGCGUGUGGUUCUGGGUACGACUUCGACGUGUUUGUGAUGCGGGGGGCCGGCGCUUACAUCUGCGGAGAAGAGACGGCCCUCAUCGAAUCGCUGGAGGGCAAACGGGGAAAGCCCAGACUCAAGCCUCCUUUUCCCGCAGACGUAGGGGUGUUCGGGUGCCCGACGACCGUUUCCAACGUGGAGACGAUUGCUGUGGCACCUGACAUCUGCCGCAGGGGCGGAGCUUGGUUCGCUAGCUUUGGCAGGGAGAGGAACGCCGGAACCAAGUUGUUCAACAUCUCUGGUCACGUGAACACACCGUGCACCGUGGAGGAAGAGAUGUCCAUCCCCCUCAGGGAACUGAUAGAGAGGCACGCAGGAGGAGUGAGGGGUGGCUGGGAGAAUCUAUUAGGGGUGAUCCCCGGGGGGUCGUCCACUCCCAUCAUCCCAGGACUUGAUAAUAUAAAUGCUUGGGGUAGACUGGAUGAACGCAAUGAUGUGGAGAUUUGUAAAAGGAGAGGCAGCAAUUUCCGAGAUCGACAUGAUUUGGGAGCUGAGCAAACAGAUAGGACAUACCAUCUGUGCUCUAGGGGAUGGAACUGCUUGGCCCGUGCAGGGACUCAUACGCCAUUUCCGUCCAGACAUGGAGGCUCGCAUCGCUCAGUAUAACAACAAAAACACUCCAAGGCAGACAGAGAUCAUCUGAAAUCAAAUACAGUGAUAACUUCGGAGUUGAGGAAAGUUUGGUUUAGUUCAUGUCUUUCAUUUAUUUAUUUAUUUAUUUUUUAAAGUUUAGUUUAUGGAAGCAGACAAAGUCAAAAUCAUCAAUACAAAAUUGGCACACUCGCAAGAAGGUGCUGUAGGCCACAACUCCCGUGCAGACGCUCAUGUCGGACUAACCUGCCAACCCAACUCCAUCUACUGAUGUCACUCACCAGGUUACGCCCUUAAAAGCACACAUUCAUCAUACAAGUACGAUAGUAUGUAGAGUAAUUACACCAUAUAAAACUAGUUUUUCUUUUCCUUCUAUUUUAGGUUUUUACACAGUACAGUGCUAUUUCUCUUCAUUAGAAACAUAACUUUUUUUGAGGGGCUGGACCAGAUUAAUGGCAUAAAAUUCAUUUCAAAGGGUAAAAUUGAUUUGAUAUAGAGUAAAUUAAGUUAGAAGCUUGGUCAAGACACAUGAAACUUUAAUACAAAAAUAAACGAGUACUUCAAUCCUAUAUAGAUUGAUUGAGGCUUGGUUUGUUACGACAAAUUAGACCUGGAACCAGUGCAAAAGGAUCGGUUUACAUCAGUCUUUUUCCAUCCAAUACAAAAAACAAAAGUAAAUACGGUUUUAUUGAACAGGAACACAAAGAAAACAACCGAUGCAAUUUAUGCCGCUUUAUUUCCCAAAAAGCAACAGUGAAAUUAUAUUUUACUACACAUUAGUCCAAUACAAUCGUCACACACACAAAAAAGGUUUCUCCAGGAAAUGAGGGUUAAGAAAGGACAAUAUUGAUUAAAUUCAAGCUGAUCAUCGAUGUUUAUUUUGUUUUCACAAAGACAAUAUAUUCCGAUAUCCACUUUUUUUUUUCCCUUCAAAAAUCAAUUUGCCAUUGCUAAUGUGACAAUUUAAACAUCCACCACAUUGCAGCG